Messenger RNA from Laetiporus sulphureus 93-53, 1206 nucleotides. RefSeq lists its product as uncharacterized. The coding region runs from base 1 to 1206 and encodes 401 amino acids. Lineage: Eukaryota; Fungi; Basidiomycota; Agaricomycetes; Polyporales; Laetiporaceae. The transcript is spliced from 3 exons. The record is from RefSeq and is a predicted model, not a curated record.
AUGCGCUGCUGCUCGUCUUCGACGGCGCGCAUCUUCACGCUCUUUUUCUUCGCACUCCUUUCGGCACAGUCCUUCGCGCUCGCCAGCGCCGAGUCCACGUCCUCGGACUCUCCAUCGUCCACAGUCGCGACCACAUCCAACUCCGUCACCCCCACUUCGACUGCAGCUAGCACUACGUCGGCCGCUGCCACCGCGAGCCAGUCAUCUGUAGUAGAAUCUACGUCGGCUGCCGCGUCCACGACUUCACAUGCGUCGAGCACCGAAGCUACUUCCGCGUCCACUUCCUCCACCGAUGCAGAGUCUAGUACUUCCGCCUCAUCCAAGGCCAUGUCCUCGUCUUCAUCUGUAUCUGCGACGUCUUCCUCGACCUCUGCAGCUGACUCGUCUUCAGCUGCUUCCUCGUCCCCCGGUUCGUCUUCCGUCUCUGCUUCGACUUCCUCAGCCUCCGGGAGUGUCUCCUCCGCAGUAUCGUCCUCCUCUACCACCAAUUCCGCAGUAGCUCUCGUCACACAGGCAAUCCUCAACACAAGUACACACUCGAGUUCUGUAGCGACAACCACUAGCACCGCCUCCACAAGCGCAUCGUCCAGCUCGUCGUCAUCACCGUCCGCGGCAUCCACCUCCAAGUCGUCCUCCGGCUUCUGGUCACACAAAGCCGCGGUCAUCGUCGUCUUCAUCGCCGUAGGCUUGGUCGGAAUAUUCAUACUCCUCGCCAUCAUCCUGCGCAUCGUCCGAUACCACCGGAACAAAGACUUCCACGUAGAGGACCCGUCGUAUUUCGAGAAGGACCUUCACCCAACGGGAAGCUACGCCGACCUGCACGGCGAUAUCGAUGACGGCCGCAGCGUAGCAGACGACGGCAUCCCAGAUCGCACGUCGCGCUUCGUGGAUGCACAAGGCGGCGGCCGCGACUCCAUCGUCGAAUACGCGCGUGGCACGGCGUAUGCUGCGGCACGCGUCCAGCCUGGACCGUACGCGUACAACGGUGCUCCCGGCGCGUACAGCGGCGGAUUUACGAACGCACACUAUCACGUCCAGCCUGCGGAUACUUUGGGUUCGGGUGACCCGUAUAGUAUCGCCAGGCCUGCGGAGAGUGCGCAUGCGGGUAAUUACUCGUAUGCGGCGCAGACUUACGGUAUGCCCGGUGCUGCGCAAGCUCCGUACUAUGGACAGGCCACCAACGGCUAUCUGGUCGAUACCCGCUGA